CUUAAAGAAGGUUAUGGGUCUAAUUCAAAACUUGUAAACAUGACCCUCCACUCUCCAGAGUGUUUUGGCUACAUUUUGUGAGCAUAUAACUAAUUUAAUAAUCUUAUAUUUUGAGUAGGUUACUCUAUAUAAUUACAAAGUUUUGAAAACACAAUAUUAAAUAUUGAAAAAGUCUCGUAAAAUGCUUUGGACUCAUGAAUCGUUUUAGCUUAUUAGUGUAAGUUGAUCACAGUUUUGUCGGUGUUGCUUAUUUAUCAGAAGUAAGCAAUUUACAAAAAUGGGUCGGACAUCCGACGGAGCAGGCCCAGCUUCAAAAAAGGUGAAGAAAAAACCGGGCAGGCGUCCCGCUGCAUCAGUGGAUGAUAUUUUUGAAGCAAUCAAAGAUGAACCGUUGUUUUUUGAAAACGGACAACUAAAGAAAAUGAGGAAUCCUUGUUGGGAAGAAGCUCGAAAGCGUAUACCACAGUUGAAUUUGCACAACUUGUAUCAGUUUGUAUUUCAAAAUAGAUGGGGCAUACAAGAAAGAUUAAUGAGGUAUAAAAGUAUUGACGUUCCUGUUAUAGAAAGAAAAAAGAAAAUAAAGUUGCCAGAAUUUGGUUUAGUAACCAAAUGGGAUGAUUACAAUAUCUUUGAUGAGAUGGAUUCUGAUGGUGAAGAAGAAAUACCUCCAUCUGAAUUGGAUUUGUUGAUGGAGAUGAAAAAAAGUGAUGAACACAAAAAUAAUAUUCAUAAAAUUGGGCUAAUGCCUUUUCAAGUUAUAUAUUGGCAACCAGAACAAAUUAAAACAUGGAUAGAUCUUAUUCAUUUGCAACCAAAUUUAUGCUUAAUAGUAUUAGACAAACUUGUUGAUAAAAUAAGUGAAAAUUUCGAAUGUAAUGAUGUGUUUGUAAUUGCAUUAGCUACUAUGGUAGAAAACUCAGUUAUAUUAUUAGGUCAGAUGAUUUGUGAUUCAUUAGAAUCUAUUGAUAUCCAUUUCUUUUUAAACGCAUGGCUUGAAAAGAAAGCUGCAGCUCCAGAAAAUAUUGUAAUUGGUUAUUGUUAUAGGGUACUUGAUGCUAUUUCAUUAGCUUUUAAUUUAUCUACUUUUGAAGUUUAUAACACUAGGUGUUACAAAUAUUUACUGAAUGAAGAAACAGAAUUACCACCUACACUUCUGCAAAUAGAUAUAAUAUCUCUUAUUAAAGUAGUAGACAACUGGCCCAGUUUUGAAAAUGUUGAACAAUCAGUUAAGGAUUUAUAUUUGUGUGGAAUCAUGUAUUUGAGUACUGUUAAUAAUUUAGUUGAAUUUGAAGAUGUUGUAACUACUUUGUUUGUGCUGUGUCAAAGUCUUGGUACAAAUGAUGAAACAGAAUAUAGAAAAGCUAAUCUAUGGACACAUUUAACUUCCGAUACAAUUCAACAAAUCAAUCAACAAUUUAUACGUUUGAUGGUAUCAAAAACUGGUCCAAGAUGUUUUUCAUAUUUGAAUAUUAAACAAAAUAAUGUGGUAUAUGAAUCACCUCAUCCAAUUUAUGAAUACAUCAAUCAACUUAAAAUACAAUCUUUAGAAAUGUGUGAGCACAAUGAUGAAAAUCACAAUAUUUACUAUUGUCCUAUGAUUGUAGAUGAUUUGAUGAAAUUAUUUAUUGAAUUUCCAUCAUGGACAAAAAUAAUUUUAAAAGAAAGUGUUAAUGUAAGUUUAUCAUCAACUUGUGCUACUGAUUAUUUAUCAUCAUUGAAAAUAAGUCAAGAAUCCACGAGUCCUUCAAUGUUUUUAAAAGCUCAUCUCAAAAAGCUGAAAAAAGAUACAGAUUAUGCUACUCGAUAUAUAAAUACUAGGAAACGUAAAAAAGAAUUCUCAGUUAGAGAAAUAAUUAACAAAUUCACUUACCCUACUCACUCAAUUAACAAAAAUUCAAUAGAAGAUUAUGAUAAUAGAAUAGAAAUACUAAUACCAACUGCUGAAAUUGAAAAAAUUCCAGAUGCAAUUUUAGAAAUUGACAAUAGCGAUGAUAGAGAGUUAAAUAUGUUAAAUCUUAAGAAAUCCAUUGACUUAGUUAUCCAAAAAAUUUUGGAUUUUGAUGAAUUUGUAGAUAAUGUUUUAAAAACUAAAAUUAAAGCUGGAGAUGAAGUAUCCAUUUGUAAAACAUUAUUAGAUUGUUGUACAGAACAAAAAAAGUUCGAAAAUUAUUUUGGAACAAUUGCUAAGAAAUUCAGCUCUAGCACUUUGAAUUUUCAUUCUGCCUUUAAACAAGUAUUUAGUGAUUCUUACAACUCAGCCAACAUGUUAGAAGAAAAUGAAUUAAUAAAUUCUAGUAAAUUUUUGGCUCAGCUUUUGAUAAAAAAUGCUAUUUCCUGGGAGUUUUUAUCCAUUUUUAAAGUGAUAGGAAGUGACAUUUCUGACCAACAAAAGACUUUUAUUAAAAUUGUUCUUUCGGAACUCGCAAUCCAUUUUGGUUUUUCUGCUUUAUUGGAAAAAUUAGAAUACAAAGCCUCUAAAUUUGAUUACACCGGGUUAUUUCCUACAAAUGCAAAAGAUAUAAAUCAAGCCAAAAAUUAUUUCAAGAUGAUCGAUCUAAAAUUUUUAAAUCGAAUGAUGAAAAAAAAUAAAAAUCCUAUCAAAGAAGCAUCAUUAAAACGAUGCGGUAGUGAUUCUAGUAUAUCCUCAAAAUCAUCUGAAGAUUUAGUAUUAGAAGUGAGAAUUUGUAACAAGAAAUCAAAAUUAGGUGAAGAUAUACAAAACGGCAAAAAACAAGUAAUAGUUGUAAAAAAAUGAACUUUAUAACUGUACCAGUAAGAAUUUAGUGUUUCAUUUUCUUAGUCUACAUCAAGAAAAUCUAAGUUUUUGAUUUUGCUGUGAACUUAUUGUGGUAGUUUUCAAAUAUCAGUAAAAACUCAAUGCUGUCUUAAUGUGUACAACGACUUUUAUUUUAAAUAUAAUAAAGUAUUUUUAUUACUAA
Trichogramma pretiosum is the source of this 2939-nucleotide messenger RNA. RefSeq lists its product as uncharacterized. Lineage: Eukaryota; Metazoa; Arthropoda; Insecta; Hymenoptera; Trichogrammatidae. Bases 278 to 2755 code for a protein of 825 amino acids. Gene Ontology annotation, molecular function: RNA binding. Gene Ontology annotation, biological process: mRNA splicing, via spliceosome. The record is from RefSeq and is a predicted model, not a curated record. The transcript is spliced from 6 exons. Gene Ontology annotation, cellular component: catalytic step 2 spliceosome.